Belonocnema kinseyi is the source of this 1516-nucleotide messenger RNA. RefSeq names its product zinc finger protein 45-like. The transcript is spliced from 2 exons. The coding region runs from base 335 to 1216 and encodes 293 amino acids. Gene Ontology annotation, cellular component: nucleus. Gene Ontology annotation, biological process: regulation of transcription by RNA polymerase II. The record is from RefSeq and is a predicted model, not a curated record. Gene Ontology annotation, molecular function: RNA polymerase II transcription regulatory region sequence-specific DNA binding; DNA-binding transcription factor activity, RNA polymerase II-specific. NCBI's taxonomy places the organism in Eukaryota, Metazoa, Arthropoda, Insecta, Hymenoptera, Cynipidae.
AAAUUUUAACUGUUUACACGUGCUUAUCGGUUCUUCAUCGUCUUUGUUUAAAAGGAUAUUUUAUUUACAUAACCAUAAGAUUACGCUUAGUCUGUUGUUAAAAACAGAAUUAAUCAAAAAAGUAAUUUAUUAUUGAAAACGUUGAAUAACGAUGGAAUGACAUUGAAAACUUGAAAAUAAUUCAAAAAGGAGUUUCUAUCAAAAAGUAACGAAGAAGGCCAGAGUUAAACUCUUGGAAUGUGAAGUUCGCAAACGAACAACAAAUUGUCUAGAAAGUGGGCUCUAUUUUGAUAAAGGUACAUUUGGAUAAAAAGCUCUAUAUAUUUAUAUUCAGAUGUGUGAUUAUAUUGGACAGCAUCCUUUGCAGUCCUAUAUUUUCAUGGAGAAAUUUGGCAAUCGUGAUAUGAGAUUCCAGACAAUGGAUCGCAAGAAUGAUGAUGUACCUUACAAAUGUCGAGUUUGUUCAAAAAGUUUUCCAAAAUUGCGAGAGUUAAAGGAUCAUAUGGAAAUUCACGAAGGUGCUAAACCCUUCGAGUGUCCAGUUUGCCACAAAGGAUAUUCCGUGGGGAGUUAUUUAAAAACCCAUAUGCUCUCUCACCGAAAACUCUACAGGUGUGAGAUCUGUGGACACCGAGUGUGUACAAUAUAUGAGCUUAAUGAUCAUUUGGGCGAGCAUAUUGUGCAGGAGCUUUUUGAGUGCGAUAUCUGCAAGGAAAAAUUCAUCGAUCGUGAUGAUAUGAAAUGGCACAUAAUUGCUCAUAGGUGCGAUGAGCGGCCUUUUAAAUGCCGCAUUUGUUCAGAAGAGUUCCGUAGAUUGAAAGAAUUGAAGGACCAUAUGCAUGUCCAUCCAGGAGUUAAACCCUUUGAGUGUCAAUUUUGCAAGAAAGGAUAUGUAAUGCAAGGUUCUUUAACGAUACAUGAGCAGUUACACGUAAAAGCUGCACAAAAAAAAUUCAGAAAAGCCCCACUCGAAAAGCAGCUCUAUUUUGAGUGUAAUAUUUGCAAAAAAAGAUUCAGGUACGAACGUACUUUGAUAGUGCACAAAAUUGCGCAUGCUCGGGCUUCGGAGUUUGCUAAGAGUGACAUGUAUCCUCGUGAAAAUAAUUACUUUAAUGCGGUGAAGAAUGAAAUUCAUGAUCCAUUAGAUACAAGUAAUUUCAGUUACGAAAUACAGAUUGAUAAUAUCAAAACGGAAAUUAAAGAGGAAGUAAUUUAAGUUCUUCUUUCUUGAUAUUUGGUAUUCAUUGGUUUAAGAUACGCGAGAGAGAAGGAUUUUAAAGUAAAAAGUUGCUGAUAUGCCAUAUGCGCGAAAUAUGUACAGUUUUUUUAGGCGUGUGAUUGAAUAAGAAAAACGAUCUGCUCUCAAACUGAAUGGCUGAUUAAGAAUGAUUAAUUACAGUUUUUACUGUAAGUGCUUUAUUACAUAUUGUUUAUUUUAAUGAAAUGUAAUCCAUUUAUUAGUGAAUUUGAUACUUGUAAAAAUAAUUGUAAUACACGUGUAAGACAAAAUAUAUUU